This is a messenger RNA of Echinostoma caproni, 720 nucleotides long. NCBI's taxonomy places the organism in Eukaryota, Metazoa, Platyhelminthes, Trematoda, Plagiorchiida, Echinostomatidae. The record is from the annotation of a GenBank genome assembly.
AUGGAUCCACACGCCUAUCGAGUGGAACACAAUCCAGAACACCGACCGGUCAGUGAUCAUUGUACUGGUACUUUGCAAGUGGAUUUGUCUGAGACAGAUACGACCACUGUCAGACACCACGGUCUUGUGCUUCGUUCUGGUCGUACACACGAGGACUAUCUGAACGCUCGUGAACUUGCUCGUGAUUUGACGCGAAACCCCCGAUCGUUUAUUCCCGUUCCGAAACCGAAUUUGUUGACAAGCAAAGCCUACGGGACACCACCGAACAUUCCAGUCAACCAUCCAACUGUCCCAAAUUUGUCAUUACAUCGUCCGUCUGGAAUAGACGAAAAUUUGACAGUAUUUGAAAAUUCUCCGUUUGCAAAUGAGAUCAGAACACAUAUGGUUGAUUCAGCCUAUCACGGGUCAUUAGAAAUAGAACAUCCGGGACCGAGUACAGGAGACCAACAAAUUAGGGGUCUGGAUAUGGAUCCGCACAGUGUAUACAGAGAGAACGGGAAUUCUGAACAGUACACUUCCAAUAUGCCAAAGGGUGAUAUGUUUUCUAAGGAUAGAUUAAACUCGCAAAACAACCACGCAACUGAUUCCUGUCGAGCUCAAACUGAUCAGAAAACAGUAGGCAAGAAAAUGAACAAAUUCUGCUACGAAUGUGGGAGUGCGUUCCCCAGUGCGGCGGCAAAAUUUUGUCCUGAAUGCGGGAUCAAACGUUUGGUCGCCUAG